AUGGGAAAGCGAAAGUAUUCGGACGAUGAUGACCCAGUCAAGGAUACCUCUGGAGCUAGCAAUGGCUUCGGAGUGGCACAGUUAUUGACGCAACUCCAGAACGCCGAUACAGAACCCAAGGACGGCGCUCCGGAAGAGUCGAGAGAGUCGCAAAACGGUGACGGCGGCGAAUCCGACAAACAGGUCAAGAAGCAGAAGCGGGUGGACGGUGAAAAGGUCAAAUACCCUGUUCUGACGUAUGUGGAGGGCAGGUUAUCGUCGUCGAUUCGCAUCGCGGAUCUACAGGGCCUGCUCCUCUAUUGUUUCGCGGAUGGUGUCGCGCCGCAGUGGAUAUCGAUCAAAUAUCCAGGGCAUGUCCGGAAGAUUGUCGUGUUGAUGGUUCCGGGGUUAGAAACUGGAAUGUUUGACGGGACAAUAUCAUUGGAUUCGCAUUCCCAGGAAGCCGGUCCUGAGGCAGACGACACGCAGGAGAACUCGGAGGACGUCAGAAAGGAGGAUUUCCAAAGGUGGAAACAAGGACUUCCUCCGGAAGACCGGUCGCAUCGCUUUAGCCCUCGUUCACUAUCGCGCGAGAACCUUGCGGAGCCAUUGCAGCCUCUGGCAGACAUGUUUCCGCAUGUCUGGCCUGUGAAGACGCCUGGUGACCCCAAGUACAACAAGGUCCACUCUCCACUUCAGGCGGUUCUUAUGUCUUCUCUCCCGAAGACUAAGGAGAGCGGGAAAGGCCCUAAACCAGCCAGAGCAGAUAAGUUUGUGCCGAAGCGGACUCCAAUCACCACUUUCAUCAGCUCCAAGAAUGAUCUACAAGAGAACGACUACGUCUUACACCCAUCUCUCCUACCUACGGACCAGGAAAAGCGCGCCAAUGAAGAGCUCAGGAAGCGCACUAGCACCUCGACCGAUGAUGGAUGGGUCGACACCCAUGUUCCGAGUCUGGAAGCUGCAAAGAUACCCGAUACCGAAAUCCAACAAGGCAGCAUGACGGCGGGUCACAACGUGCUUGCCAUGGACUGCGAAAUGUGCAUCACAGAAGGUGGCAAGUCGGAACUCGCCCGCGUCAGCUUAGUCCGCUGGGACGGCGAAGCCGUGCUGGAUGAGUUUGUAAAACCGGAACGGCCCAUAAUCGACUACCUCACCAGAUUCUCAGGCAUUACGAAGGAAAAACUGGACCCCGUUACGACAACCCUCGCUGAUAUCCAACAAAAACUCCUUUCCAUCCUCACCCCUCGCACCGUAUUGGUCGGACACUCGCUCGAUUCCGACAUGAACGCAUUAAAACUUACCCACCCAUUCAUUGUGGAUACCACCAUCAUUUACCCACACCCGCGCGGGCCGCCGCUUAAAUGCAGUCUUAGGUGGCUCACGCAGAAAUACCUGGGCAAGGAGAUCCAGAAGGGCCAAGCAGGUCAUGACUCGAUCGAAGACGCGAUUGCCGUGCUCGACCUUGUGAAGCUGAAAUGCGAAAAAGGCGAACGCUGGGGCACCAGUGACGCCUCGUCUGAGAGCAUCUUCCGCCGUCUCGCGCGCUCCCCGCGCUCCGGGAAACCAUCGGCUGACAGCGAACAGCAAGAAGGCCGUACAGGUGCAGUUGUUGAUUGGGGAAACCCGGGGCGCGGGUUCGGCGCACAUGCAAACGCCGCCAUUGGGUGCAGUGACGACGAUGGAAUUGUGAAGGGCAUUUCGUCCGUUGUAAAUGGCGACGAAAGCAACCCCUCCAUCCCGCAAGGUGGAGUCGACUUCACCUGGGCCCGUCUACGUGAACUCGAACUCCUCCGCGGAUGGUGCAAUCGCGCCCCGGACCCGAACAACGCAAACGAAUCGACAUCCCUAAACCCUUCUCCCGAAGAAACAACACCAAUCACUUCCACCGAUAACUCAGCAUCCGCUGAGCCCAAACUCUCCGACACCGUCUCCCAAACCGUCUCCAACAUCUCUCGCAUCUACGAAUCCCUGCCCCCAUGUACACUUCUCAUGGUCUACUCUGGCACCGGUGACCCGCGAGAGGUUAGCCGCUUACAAGCCAUGCACAGAACGUUCCGCCAGGAGUACAACUCGCGGAAACCGUGGGAUGAGUUGAGUGUUAAGUGGACGGAUACGGAGGAACAGGCUUUGAAGAAGGCCUGUGAUCGGGCAAGAGAGGGUUGUGGGUUUAUGUGUGUGAAAAUUGAUCGAUUAGAACCAAUCUAG
Molecule: messenger RNA, 2187 nt
Organism: Aspergillus glaucus CBS 516.65
Lineage: Eukaryota; Fungi; Ascomycota; Eurotiomycetes; Eurotiales; Aspergillaceae
Product: RNA exonuclease
Exons: 2
Coding region: 1-2187 (728 amino acids)
Cellular component (GO): nucleus
Molecular function (GO): exonuclease activity; nucleic acid binding
Source: RefSeq, a predicted model, not a curated record